GGGAGCGAAGCUCCAAGGCGGAGGAGGCGAAGGAGGAGGAGGUGGGAGUCGAUGCAAAAGCAGUCUGCAAACAUUUGCAGCACAAUGGGUCGCAGCGAGGAGCUCAGUGAGUUUCAGCGGGGCACCGUGGUGGGAUGCUACCUGUGCAAGAAGUCCGUCCGUGAGAUCUCGGCGAUGUUAAACCUGCCCCGGUCCACUGUCAGCGCCGUGAUUUUAAAGUGGAAGCGUGGAGGAAUAACGACGGCACUGCCCCGGAGCGGCCGACCGCACAAGCUGAAAGAGGAGGAUCGCCAAGUGCUGGAGAGAGUGGCGCUGGAGAAGUGUUUGCCCUCCAUAAAAGCGCUCACCGCCGAGUUUCAGAGCGCAUCCGGAGCCAGCGUGAGCUCCACCACGGUGCGCAGGGAGCUUCAUGAGAUGGGUUUCCGAGGCCGUGUGUCCUCAUACGGCAAGCCCAAAGGAGUGCCGAAGGUGGCAAAGAAGCAGGUGGACGUGUCCCGCCUGGACCUACGUAUUGGACGUGUAGUCACGGUCCAGCAGCUUCCAGACACUGAUGGGCUGUUCGUGGAGCAGAUCGAUGUGGGAGAGGCUUUUCCCAGGACGGUGGUCAGUGAACUGUCUCAGCACGUACCUGUGGAGCAGAUGCAGAAUCGUAUGGUGGUCCUGCUGUGUAACGAGAGGCCAGUGGAGACGAGAGGAAUUGUGAACCAGGCCAUGCUCAUGUGUGCCUCGUCACAAGACAAGCUGGAAAUCCUUGAUCCUCCAAACGGAGCGAUACCAGGGGAUAGAGUGACUUUCCAGGGAUUCCCAGGGGAGCCCGAUAAAGAGCUGAACCCCAAACAGAAGGUGUGGGAGCAGGUUCAGCCAGACCUGCGCACAGACGGCCAGUGCGUCGCAACCUACAAAGGAGCUGCCUUUGAAGUAGCUGGAAAGGGAGUUUGCAAAGCCCAAACCAUGUCUGACUGUGAGAUUAAGUAAAUGAUCAGUUCUCUGCAGCCUUGCGGGAUCCAAGAAAUUGCGGAAAAGGAUUCCCAGAAUAGUGGAGACUGUUAUUUUAACGCCCACUGUCUGGGGGGACAUGUCCAGAAAACAAAAUCACACAGGUGUGAUGCUGGGUGGUCACGUAGUUUUUGCUAUAAAGCAAGUGAAAUAAUUGCGAGGUACCCGAUGUUGGAUGGACUUGAGAUUUACUUAAAUUACUUUUUCUUUUUUUUAACAGAAAAAAAAAAUGUAGUUUUGAAUUUGGCCAACUGAGGGCACUAGCAUACCCCAUCACAAUGUGCAAUAUGUGUCUUGGUGGUUUGUUCACAUGAGAGCAUUCACCACACAGGCUGCCUCAGCGUAGUGAAAAGAAAAGGGGAAAAUCCUUUUUUUUUUUUUUUUUUUUUUUUUAUUCUGGGAACUCUUUGUUAAAAUGUCGUUUUCCGUUAAGACAUUUAAAGUGUUUUCAUUUUCAUUUAACAAGGCAUGAAACUGUUCAGAAGUCCCGUUUGAGAAACGGGAGAUUGACUGAUCUCGUUGGGGGUUUUUUUUGUUUUGUUUUUUCAUUGAUGAGUGAGAAUGAACCGAAAAUCAAUCCAUCAUGAAACAGACUUUCCACUGACUCCUACAUGUUGUUUAGCAAUCAACAAAGUCUGUGAUUUUUGCUUCUGUUAAUCCAGGAAGUGUUAUCUUAAAUGAAAAAAAUCCAUCUUUGGUUUUUCGGUGGCUUCCUGAAAUAUCAAACAAAUACUUCAGAGUCUUUUGAUUUGAAUGUAAAAGUGUUUUAAACUGUCUUCAAGUUUUGUAUGCUGUUUGCUUUGCUCUUGUGUUUCCCUGGUGGAUUGUUGUCCAUGAGAGCAGCUCUGGCUGUGAGCGCAGAAGCCCCGCCCACCCUGCUUAUCGGAUGUUUUGUUUGCAAGGGUCAGCCAAUCGGAAGACACCUGGCUUAAAGGGAGGGGAAGGGGUUGAAAGGGAAAAAAUGUGUUUUUGAACUCUGCCAUGCUUCAGAUCGUGACUUGGUCUUUGUUUUGAAACAGUGCGCCAAGCUGUUGAGGAGGCUGCUAAAAAAAAGUGAAAGACAAACAAAGUAUUUCUUCCUUUAUUAUAAAGGAGAACUUAAAACUAUGGGCCGAGAAUGGGGAUGUGAUUGAUGUGAUUCAGGAACCAAGAAGUGGAACAAAAUGUCCAAGACGCCAUGUCCCAGGUCUUUGUUUGACAGUGCAGAGCACAAAGGGAAUGGUGUGAUUCUCUAGAAACAAAAAAGAAAAUGUUACUCACUACUUCAGCACAACAUGACAAAGAACCAAUGUUUAUAAUGCGGUCAACAGCAUGGAGGGGGAGUGUUGACUAAUGCUAGAGAAUGACAUUAAUAAAAACCAUUUUAAUAUCUGAAAAGGUUAUGGAGUGUUAUGAAUGUCACGUCACCCCCACCCACCUCCACCUACAGUGCAAUCUCUUCAUGGACUAACCCACGGGGUAACCCAGAGUGGAGGUACUGUACAGGUUCAUGACUGAGAUGACACGGUCCUGCAACCACACAGCCCGUCGACGCGACGCGGUUUGCUGGAGGGGAAAGUUAGCAAACGC
Pundamilia nyererei is the source of this 2565-nucleotide messenger RNA. RefSeq names its product aminoacyl tRNA synthase complex-interacting multifunctional protein 1-like. Lineage: Eukaryota; Metazoa; Chordata; Actinopteri; Cichliformes; Cichlidae. The transcript is spliced from 4 exons. The record is from RefSeq and is a predicted model, not a curated record. Bases 52 to 975 code for a protein of 307 amino acids. Gene Ontology annotation, molecular function: tRNA binding.